Paracoccidioides brasiliensis Pb18 is the source of this 2628-nucleotide messenger RNA. RefSeq lists its product as uncharacterized. The record is from RefSeq and is a predicted model, not a curated record. Gene Ontology annotation, biological process: nitric oxide biosynthetic process; nitrate assimilation. Bases 1 to 2628 code for a protein of 875 amino acids. The transcript has 7 exons. Gene Ontology annotation, molecular function: molybdopterin cofactor binding; heme binding; molybdenum ion binding.
AUGGCUGCUGUCACUCAACUAGAGAGUUUUCCAGUUAUUGCUACAGCAAAAAGUCUUGUUCCUCAAAUUUCACAACAUCCGGCACGAGCUGAAGCAUCAGUCCCAUUGACCCACGGUAUUCCCCUUCCGCCCCCUACAAACGAACCGACUGAAAUUCUUCACCUAGAUAGGGAUACUCCUGAUGAACAUGUGCCCAGAGAUCCACGCCUUAUUCGGCUAACUGGGAAGCACCCCUUCAAUGUCGAGGCUCCCUUAACUGCCCUAUUUGAUGAAGGAUUUCUUACCUCCCCUGAGCUUUUUUAUGUGAGAAAUCAUGGAUAUGUACCGAAUGUUCGUCAGGAGGAUAUCCAUUAUUGGGAGCUCAGUAUUGAAGGUCUAGUGGAACGUCCAAUGAUUUUGAAAUUCGCACAAAUUUUGAAUGAGUUCGAACAAAUUACUGUCCCCAUUACGUUGGUAUGCGCUGGAAACAGACGUAAAGAACAGAACCAGGUGAGAAAGUCCCAAGGAUUCUCAUGGGGAGCUGCUGGAGUAUCGACGGCUCUUUUCACGGGUCCAUUGAUGUCCUCUAUCCUGCGACUGGCAAAGCCGCUUCGAACAGCAAGAUAUGUGUGCAUGGAGGGAGCAGAUAGACUGCCCAACGGAUACUAUGGUACAUCUGUCAAGUUGAACUGGGUAAUGGACUCCAACAGAGGGAUAAUGCUAGCACACAAAAUGAAUGGAGAGCCACUCCGACCAGAUCACGGUCGUCCACUGCGAGCGGUUGUUCCAGGCCAGAUUGGCGGACGAAGUGUUAAGUGGUUGAAGAGAUUAAUUCUAACAGAAAGUCCAAGCGAUAACUGGUAUCACAUAUACGAUAAUCGUGUCUUGCCCACUUUGGUAUAUCCAGGAAUUUCCGCUAAGGAACCAAAAUGGUGGCAUGAUGAGCGAUAUGCAAUAUAUGAUCUAAAUGUCAAUUCUGCUGUCGUGUAUCCGCAACACGACGAGCGAGCGUCUGUUUGCAACACCUCCACAUAUACUGCCAGGGGUUAUGCUUAUGGAGGAGGUGGCCGCAGGAUCACAAGAGUUGAAAUAUCUUUAAAUAAGGGGAAGACAUGGAAGUUAGCAGUUAUUGAAUACCCCGAAGACAAGUAUCGUGAAGUAGAUCAAUAUCUCUACGGAGGUCAAAUCGACAUGCAAUGGCAGGAAACAUGCUAUUGCUGGUGUUUUUGGUCCCUUGAAAUACCAAUGUUCGAGUUAGAAGCUAGCGAUGCUAUUCUUGUACGAGCAAUGGACGAGGCAAUGAAUAUCCAGCCUCGCGAUAUGUACUGGUCAGUUCUUGGUAUGAUGAAUAACCCUUGGUUCCGCGUGACUAUUACCAAAAGUGAUGGAUAUCUGAGGUUUGAGCACCCAACUCAGCCCGCUUCGAUCCCUGGUGGCUGGAUGGAGCGUGUGAAGAAAAGUGGCGGAGAUUUGACAAAUGGAAACUGGGGCGAAAGUACAGAUGCUAGUGAAGAGCCAAAAGUGAUAGAGAUUCCUAAAAUCAACAUGAAAAAGCCCGACCUGAAAAAUCUCAUCAGCUUGAAGGAGUUGAAAAGACAUAAAACUGGACGUCAGCCUUGGUUUGUGGUUGAGGGCCAGGUGUAUGAUGGUACUACGUUCUUGGAUGCACAUCCAGGAGGUGCACAGAGUAUAAUCUCUGUUGCUGGCACUGAUGCAACGGGCGAAUUUAUGGCCAUUCAUAGCGAAACUGCGAAAGCUAUGAUGUUCGAUUUCCAUAUCGGGACACUAGACAUUUCAUCACAAGAGGCUCUAAAUAACAACCAGGAGGAAGAACCACUGUCAACCUCACGCGAUAUUUUCCUCGACUCAAGAAUCUGGGCUCCUUCAAUGCUCGCCGAAAAGGCAGUGGUCUCACCAGACACACGCCGUUUCAGCUUUAAACUCUCCCAUGAAUCUCAAUCCUUGGGUCUUCCCGUUGGCAAACAUGUCAUGCUCAAAAUUGACGACCCUUCCACUAAUGAAGCCUUAAUUAGAGCGUACACCCCAACGUCCGAAACAAACGCUGUGGGAACCAUGGAUCUCCUCAUAAAACUGUACCCUUCGACUCCUAACUACCCAAACGGUGGCAAAAUGACCACGGCAAUAGACAAACUCCCUCUAGGCGCAACCGUAAAUUUCAAAGGCCCAAUUGGAAAAUUCGAGUAUCUGGGUAAAGGGGAAGUGCUCCUAGGUGGGAAAACGCGCCACGUACAAUCUUUCUAUAUGAUUUGUGCUGGAAGCGGCAUUACGCCCAUCUUCCAAGUGCUUCGUGCUAUAAUGCAGGACGCAGAAGACCACACUUCAUGCGUAGUCCUCGAUGGCAAUAAGACGGAAGCCGAUAUCCUUUGCCGUGCAGAACUGGAUGAGUUUAUGACGCAGCAUCCAAAGACCAGAUGCCAUAUUAUCCACACCCUGACAGAGCCGUCAGAGUCUUGGCCGGGGCGCAGAGGCCGGAUUUCAGAAGAUUUACUUAGGGAGUAUGUUAACGUUGAUGUGAAGAAGAACAAAGAAUCCGUGGUGCUUAUAUGUGGACCUGAAGCUCUAGCAGAUACUGUGAGAAAAAUAUUGUUGGGCAUGGGCUGGAAUGAGUCAGAUUUGGUAUUUUUCUGA